AUGCAUAGAGUGUUUGCCUUCCACACCAUCAACCCGGGUAGUAAUGCGGCCGAUGUAGGUAUAGUCCUAGGCCCUGUUGCAGCCCACGGCCCAGACCGCCAGGCUAUUCCUGACUGCAGACGGACUAAUGAUGCCAAGAGCAGGCCAGGGGAGCCAGAGGAGCCAGGAGAGCCAGGGGAGCCAGAGGAGCCAGGAGAGCCAGAGGAGCCAGGGGGGGCAGAGGAGCCAGGGGAACCAGGGGAGCCAGGAGAGCCAGAGGAGCCAGGGGGACCAGGGGAGCCAGGAGAGCCAGGAGAGCCAGGGGAUCCAGAGGAGUCAGGAGAGCCAGGGGAGCCAGAGGAGCCAGGGGGGCCAGAGGAGCCAGCAGGAGAGCCAGGGGAGCCAGGGGCACCAAGGGAGCCAGGAAAGCCAGGGGGACCAGGGAAGCCAGAGGAGCCAGGGGGACCAGGGGAGCCAGAGGAGCCAGGGGAGCCAGGAGAGCCAGGAGAGCCAGGGGGACCAGAGGAGCCAGAGGAGCCAGAGGAGCCAGGAGAGCCAGGGGAGCCAGAGGAGCCAGGGGAGCCAGAGGAGCUAGGGGAGCCAGAGGAGCUAGGGGAGCCAGGGGGACCAGGGGAGCCAGGGGAACCAGAGGAGCCAGGGCAGCCAGAGGUGCCAGGGGAACCAGGGGAUCCAUCCUGCUCUGGUGACACAAUAUAA
Oncorhynchus mykiss (rainbow trout) is the source of this 696-nucleotide messenger RNA. The record is from RefSeq and is a predicted model, not a curated record. Lineage: Eukaryota; Metazoa; Chordata; Actinopteri; Salmoniformes; Salmonidae.